Austrofundulus limnaeus is the source of this 1204-nucleotide messenger RNA. RefSeq lists its product as uncharacterized. The record is from RefSeq and is a predicted model, not a curated record. NCBI's taxonomy places the organism in Eukaryota, Metazoa, Chordata, Actinopteri, Cyprinodontiformes, Rivulidae.
AAGAUGAAGCUGCUGAUCUUCUUCUCCGUGAUGAGCGCGGCGGUGAUGGCCGUCAUGAUCUUCCAGACGCUGCGCCAGGAGCUGAACCUGCGCAACAUGCGCGAGCGCUUGGUGGAGAGCGCGGUGGAGCUGCGGAGGAAGGAGGACUCGGUUGUGGACAUGAAAAACAAAGUCCUGGAGCUGAAGGGCACUCUGGAGGCCGCCAACUCCAAACUGGACGCGCUGAAGAAGAAGAAGGAGGAGGCGGACAGGGCGGCGAAGGAGGCGGAAAAGAUCCUGGAGAGCUGCAACUCAGAGAAGGCAGAGACUGAGAAGAGAAAGGCAGAACUGGAAGAAGCCACAAGUAAAGUGAAAGGUGAUCAUGAAGAGGCUAAAAACAAAGCUCAGGAGGAAAUUCAGAGCUUGAAACAGCAGAUUUUAGACCGAGACAAAACUAUUUGUGCCUUUGCAGACAUGACCAAAGAGGAAGCACGGAAGCUGUGUGGAGAGUCUGCUGCACCAAAAUGAAGUCACAGCUUUAAACACUGUUCAGGAAGAGCCAAGUGUGUUUUUUAACUUGACUGUGAAGCUUUGUUCUGAAGCUGCUCAGAAAUGUGGGUCAGAGACAAUCAGAAAGAUGACUGGUAUUAUUUUAUACUUAGUUUUGUAGAGUAAAUUUGGACUUUUUCACAUUUCUGUAAAAUGUUUUAACACAUAUUUGAUAUUUAGAACAUUACAAGUUUCAUGUGUGGUCUUUUAACUUAUAGCAUAAGUUUGUUGAUUUUUCUCUAAUCAUUCAGAGAAACUUUAAAGACUAUUUUGGUUCAUAGUUAUUUGUGUGAGUUCAUGAAUAUUUGGCUCCAGUUUGUUAAAUGAGGAAACACUGACAGGCUGCAGUCUUUUAUCUCCCCCUGCUGACGAGCUAAAUGUCAGGAGAUGCUCACAGAACCUUUCAGAACCUGUGAUGCCUCCAGGUCUCUGAUUAUGUGGAGAACAUGUUGCUUUAUGUUUGAGUGCAGUGUUACAAACAUGAUGCAUUCAGUUCUCCUGAUGAUACAGUCUGCAUUCAAUCUGAUGCACUUCAUUUGUGAAAAUGUCUGCAGUUUGUUUGUAAUGAUCAUUGGAAAACAUUUUGUUCAAAAAACACCUUGUUGUUUGUUAAUGAUGUAUGUUUGAAAAACUCAAUUGUGAUUGGAGUAAAAGUUUAUUUUAAUGCCCCAUAAAA